Messenger RNA from Trypanosoma brucei brucei TREU927, 1182 nucleotides. Its product is annotated as selenophosphate synthetase, putative. Gene Ontology annotation, cellular component: cytoplasm. Lineage: Eukaryota; Euglenozoa; Kinetoplastea; Trypanosomatida; Trypanosomatidae. The transcript has a single exon. The record is from RefSeq and is a predicted model, not a curated record. Gene Ontology annotation, biological process: L-selenocysteine biosynthetic process. The coding region runs from base 1 to 1182 and encodes 393 amino acids. Gene Ontology annotation, molecular function: ATP binding; selenide, water dikinase activity.
AUGUCAGAGAAGGAAGGAAAAGUAAUACCCGAAACAAAUGGCAUGAAGAGACCCCGAUUUGAUCCAGUGAAGCUUGGUCUACCGGAAGAGUUUACCUUAACUGACUACACACGGCUUAAGGGUUGCAGUUGCAAGGUGCCACAACCAGAACUUCUAGCACUUCUGCAAAGUGUUUCCACUACACCCGGACGGAGGGAUGUUGGAAUGGAUUGCAGCAUUGUGAAACUGCAGCACAAGGAUGAGACCGGGAAACCGCUGUAUAUGGUAUCGACAACCGAUUUCUUUUUCCCCAGUGUUGAAGACCCCUACUUACAAGGCCAAAUUGGGGCGGCGAAUGUUCUGUCUGAUCUAUACAGCACAGGAAUCGACCGCUGCGAUACCGUUUUGAUGUUACUAGCUGCCAGUACCGACAUGGAUAAGACGGAGCGUGAGGUGUGCACGCAGGAAAUGAUGAAGGGAUUUGUGGAUCACGUAAGGCUAGCGGGAUCUGAUGUUACAGGUGGGCAAACUGUGAUGAAUCCGUGGCCCCUCAUUGGUGGCAUUGCGACGAGCGUUGUUGCAGAGUCUCAAAUGAUCCGUCCAACAGGGCUGCAACCCGGUGAUAUUUUAGUUUUGACGAAACCUUUAGGAUGCCAAAUCGCUGUUAAUCUUAAGCAGUGGCUGCGCCGCCCGUCUCCGAUCUUUGAAGAGCAGAUUCAAGGAAAGAUGGACUCGGAGGAGAUUGAAGAACUAUAUAACGCUGCUGCAGAUGGGAUGAAGCGUCUUAACCGCAUGGCGGCAGCGCUGAUGCAUUCGCACGGUGCCCAUGGUGCAACAGAUGUGACAGGUUUCGGUAUUCUUGGCCACGCGAAAAACCUUGGAAGUGCACAGAAGGCUGAUGUGUGUUUAGUACUUGAUUCCCUUCCAAUGUACAGGGGGGCCGUGAAGGCGUCGAAGCUCAUGGGGGACAAAUAUCGCUUAUUUGAGGGUUAUGCAGCUGAGACCAGUGGAGGGUUACUUGUGGCGUUCGGAACGAGGGAAGAAGCGGAGGGAUAUAUCCGUGAACUGUACGAAACUGAUGGGGAGCCGGCGUGGGUGGUUGGCCGAGUGGUGCGUAGAGAGGGGAGUGCCCCGUACGCGCUACUACAGAAAGACUAUAAAAUUAUUGAGGUGGGAGCGAAGGUAAAUGAUAAGAUUAUUUAA